Molecule: messenger RNA, 3628 nt
Organism: Lampris incognitus (smalleye Pacific opah)
Lineage: Eukaryota; Metazoa; Chordata; Actinopteri; Lampriformes; Lampridae
Product: microtubule-associated protein tau-like
Exons: 11
Coding region: 117-1565 (482 amino acids)
Biological process (GO): microtubule cytoskeleton organization; neuron projection development
Cellular component (GO): neuron projection
Molecular function (GO): microtubule binding
Source: RefSeq, a predicted model, not a curated record
CAGGUGUGAGCGGGACGUCGUCCUCAGCGGUUGUCUGUCACAUCCGUCAGAGAGGACAACUCUUCAGUUUCUGCAGGUGAGACUUCCCCCACGCUGCGUUGUCCCAGCAGGCAGACAUGGCAGACGGUCGGCAUCCCAAGGACCACUGGACCUCCAAUGGCAGGGAGAAUGGUGAGAAUGGCUACUCGUCCUAUGGCUCCGCCUACCGGGAGAACGGGUACCAGGGUGAGGCAGCUGCGCACCCUGGAACAGCAGUGGAUGACUCCGCAAAUUUGCCUCCCUCCCCUCCCCCUUCUCCGUCUGCUGAGCAGAUCCAGCCCAUGGCACAAGAAGAGAGAGUAGAGGUUGUCAGUGCUCGCUCUGCAGAGGAGGAGGAGGAGGAUGAUGAGAAGGUGGUGGUGGAGGAGGAGGAGGAGGCUCCAGAGGAGCUUCAGCAUUAUGGGAAGGAGGUGACAGAUGAGCAGCCAGGAGUCUUAGGACAGGCAGAUUUUAUAACACAGCCUCAGGAUUUGGCCCGUGAGCCUGAACUCCUCAAUGGAGGAAGUCACCGAGCUGAACAAGACAGCACGCCGCAGGAAGAAGCUAUGGAGAGCCGUCAGCCCCUCAGCGUGGCUCACCAGUCCAGGGAGAGGACCACUGAGAGAGCCUAUCGCAGCCCAGAGAAGAGGUCCUCUCUGCCCAGGCCGGCCAAAUCUCUGACGCGCCACCUCCCUGCUGCCGAACAAGACGACAACAGUACCCCCUGCAGGCCAACCUGUGCAGACUCAGCCCGCUCUCGGUCAGCCCGUAGCGGCGCCUCCACCCCGGGCUCCACCGCCGUCACCCCUGGCACGCCACCCAGCUACUCCUGCCGCACACCCGGCUCGCGCACGCCCGGCAGCCACACACCCAAGUCCUUCAGCAUCCUGCAGGAGAAGAAGAUCGCUGUCAUCCGCACGCCGCCCAAGUCACCGUCGUCCGCCCAGAGGCAGCUGAAAGUCAUCAACCAGCCCCUGCCUGACAUCAAGAAUGUCAAGUCCAAGAUCGGCUCCACCGCCAACCUUAAACAUCAGCCCAAAGGCGGACAGGUCUUCAUCCCCAGUGUUAAACUGGACUAUAGCCACGUGCAGGCUAAAUGUGGCUCCCUGGACAAAAUCCAGCAUCACGCAGGAGGGGGAAACCAGGUCCAGAUCCAGUCGAAGAAGAUUGACUUGAGCCAUGUCACCGCCAAAUGUGGAUCCAUGUCCAACAUUCACCACAGACCAGGUGGCGGCAACGUGCGCAUAGAAAACGUGAAGCUGGGCUUCAAAGACAAAGCCCAGGCCAAGGUGGGCUCCCUGGACAACGCCAGCCACAUGCCCGGAGGAGGGAACAUCAUGAUCGAGAGCCACAAGUUGAUGUUUCGGGAGACCGCCAAGGCUCGAGUGGACCAUGGCGCCGAAAUCAUUGUCACCCACUCGCCAGGUGAACCGGGAGGCACAUCCCCCCGCCUGUCCUCUGCCGGCAGCAUCAACCUGCUGGAGUCCCCCCAGCUCUCCACGCUGGCCCAGGAUGUCACCGCCGCCCUGGCCAAACAGGGCUUAUAAGCUCUUAUUACACACACACCCUCCCCCCCCCCACUGCAAUACCCUACCAUUCAGCUAAAACACACACACACACACCCUAACUCUCUUCUUCUGUCAUUCUUCUUCACCCAUGCACCAAGCAUCCUGCUUAACCUUAAAACCCACUUCCUGUUUCCCUGAUAAGCCCCGCCCACCCCCAAAGCUGUAGUUGGUUGACUGUCCUGUCUAUCAACACCCCCCCAACCCACCUCAAAAAAAAUCACAUUAAAAAAAAACACCAAAAAACAUAUUUAAGAUACACAUCCGCUAGAAGGAUUUUAAAGACUGAAUUCUCAGAUAUCUCUUUCAAGCCCUUAGAAUGGAUAUGCUUACUUCCUGCGGUUCUUUUCUUAUUCGUUUGUGUUCGCUCAGCUUCAGACUCUUGUGUUGCGGUGAUAGUAGGCCACACAGCCAGAUUCACUUACUAGUCUUUGUCCAUUUCACAACUCGUACAGUGAUUCUCACCAGAAAACCCUCAGCGCUUUCCCGCCUCAUCCAGAAAAAAGAAAAAAGAAAAAAAAACAGAAACGGAGCCUGCGUCCAGCUCACACCAUGUCUGGUAUUAGGCUUAGAAACGUAGUUACCGUAGAAACUAGACGCCGUCGUCCUGACACACGUGUGUGCGCGCAGAGACGUGACCUGCAGAGACGUGGCGCGCAGCCGUCCUGGUCAGAAGGGCCGCCGGCGUAGUGAGCAUGUCUGCUGAGAUGUGAUGUGUUGCAGCCGAACCACGUGUGUUUAGGGGUUGAGUUGAUGUUGUUCUCCUUGGGUUGCUUCCGGGCCCGGUUGAAAUGAAGAGUCGAACCGCUAAGCAGCGAGCUUUUCAGUCGGCCGUUUUCAUCACCAACAGCGCACCGCUCUUACUGUUGGGUCAUUCGGACCUUGGUUCUGCAGUAGUUCCCUCAUGUGAUGCAUCGAUGCUGUUACGCUGGCAUGGCAAAACAACACAAAACCCCAAAAAAGACAGAAAAUAGAUAAACUUGAUCUACACAAUGCUAUCUCAAACUACACUGUAGCUGAGCGCUGUCGUGGGUCUGAGUGAAAGUGGCUAUAGGGUGCGUUUCAGUGUCUCUGUCCCAGCGUGUAGUCGACCCCUCUCGCUUCAGUCGACCCCUCUCGCUUCAGUCGACCCCUCUCGCUUCAGUCGACCCCUCGCCCCCCCUGUUUAUAGACCGGAUUGUAAGAUGGCGUCGAAUGAGUGAACGCCUCGCCGCCCCCUCUCCCCCCCCCCCCCCCCGUGUAAACCAAGCGGAAAGUCUCGAGCUUCGUAUGAAAACAUUCCAUUUAAAAAGAGCAGCUAGCAGAAAUGACGGGCCCUCGAGGAACGCCGCUCCAAUCGCCACCUGUUAAUGACCCUUGACCUUUUGAACUCUGAAGGUAAAAGAAACCGGAAAUGACGGUCACAAAAAACAAAUGGAAGUAAUUCCCAGAAUGCAACUGUUAGAAUUCAAAACUAAGAAGGAAGAGAAACCUGUUGUAGCAUAUUCUCUCAUCAUCAUUGUGAACUCAGUCUGACCCCCUUCGAUGUUGGUUAACCCCGCCAGUGUGUUUCUGCCCUGCUCGCUCCCCUCUCCCCCGCUCCCCCUGUCUCUCUCUCCCUUUCUCCCUCUCUACUCUCUCUCUCUCUCUCCCCCUCUGUCUCUCUCCACUCUCUCCGCUCUCUCUCUCCCCACACUCUCUUUCCAUACCCUCUCUCUCUCUCUCUCUCUUGCCACACCCUCCCUCUCCCUCUCCAUUCUCUCUCCCCCCACAUCCUCUCUCUGUCCAUACCCUCUCUCUCUCCCUUUUUCCCUCUCCCUCCCUCUCCACUCUCUCUCGCUCCACACCCUCUCUCUCUCCCCCUCUGUCGCUCUCGCCUCCCUCCCUCCCUCCCUCCCUCUUUCUUUCGCCUCUCUCCCCCCUGCACAGCCCCUUAGCCUGUGUACUGUGAGUGUAUUUAAGAGACUGUGUAGAUGUGUGCACACUGUCCGAUGUUUGAGACAUACUGAUGACAAAAUGCUUCUACAGGACAAUGACGAUGAAAAUAAAGGAAAAAAUAAAACAAA